Marasmius oreades (fairy-ring Marasmius) is the source of this 1818-nucleotide messenger RNA. RefSeq lists its product as uncharacterized. Gene Ontology annotation, biological process: carbohydrate metabolic process; N-glycan processing. Gene Ontology annotation, molecular function: calcium ion binding; mannosyl-oligosaccharide 1,2-alpha-mannosidase activity. The transcript is spliced from 13 exons. The record is from RefSeq and is a predicted model, not a curated record. Gene Ontology annotation, cellular component: Golgi membrane; endoplasmic reticulum. Lineage: Eukaryota; Fungi; Basidiomycota; Agaricomycetes; Agaricales; Marasmiaceae. Bases 1 to 1818 code for a protein of 605 amino acids.
AUGACUCUCACUCGUUCUUUCACCUUCCUGUUGUCCCUCACAGCUUUCACCGCUUGCGUUGCAGGCCCUGUACAAAGUCCGUCAUUGGUCCUACCUCCAAGUGCCGCAGAUCAUCGUCAAGCUGUCAAAGAUAUCUUUCAACGCAGUUACAAUGCUUACAGGAAGUUUGCUUUCGGGCACGAUGACUUGGAGCCUUUGAGCGGAAGGUUUAACGAUGGACGUAACGGAUGGGGAGCUUCCAUCGUGGACGCGAUGCCGACAAUGUUCAUCAUGGGAUUCGAUGAUUUUUUUAACGAAGCGCUCACAUUCGUCGGGAAUAUCGAUUUCAGCAAGUCUCAAACACCUGAUACCGUCAGUGUCUUCGAGACGACUAUCCGCUAUCUGGGAGGACUUCUUAGCGCCUACGAACUCAGUGGACAGAAUCACGGAGUUCUUUUGGACAAGGCUAAACAAGUUGCAGACAAGAUGGCUUUCGCUUGGAAACAACCUAACCGAAUCCCAUAUGGGAACAUCGAUUUUUCUACUAAUACUCCGACUGUUGGUUUGGUGAGGAUAGCUUAUCAUGAUAUGACCUGGCGGAUCACUGAAAUUCCCACUCUUCUCGAAAGAGUAGUAUCGCCGGGGCUGGAACGGUGGGUACCUCGGGCAUUUGGGUACAAUAUCCAUCCGACUGACCAUAGUACCGCUAUUUUAUUGAAGCUUGACCUUGAGUGGGCCACCCUGACAAAACACACCGGCAACGACACGUACAGGAGCCUGGCUGAAGGCACUGUCCGAACUAUUGCAGCUAUCCCUCCUCCUUUGCCAGGUAAUGUUGAGAGAUACAUGCUUCAGGAAGCCUCGUUCAUAGUGAUUUCCUCUAUAGGUCUCGCGGCUCGAACCGUUGACCCUGCAACCAACAAGUUCACCGAUCGCAUUAUAUCUUGGGGAGGAAGUUCGGACAGUUAUUUUGAAUAUCUGAUUAAAUACGCACGACUUACCAAUACCAACGACAACCUGUUUGCGGAUACUUGGGCUACCGCCGUCGAUUCUUCCAUCAGAUUUUUACUUCGGAUAUCGACUGUUGGCGAUCAUGUCUAUCUAGCUGAUCAGGAUGGUUCCGGCAACAUUAUUGGCGUUGGUUCUCAUUUGGCGUGCUUUAACGGUGGAAAUUGGAUCUAUGGAGGACGGCUUCUGAAUAACGAGACUAUUUUCAGGAUCGGGCUGGACCUGACAGAAGCAUGUUGGAAUACCUACGCCAGCACUCAAACGGGUAUCGGUCCAGAAGUAUUCCGAUAUGUCACCACCAACAAGACCGAUUCUUCGAAUAAUGCAACGCUCACUCCAGAGCAACGGACCUUCUAUGAAAAACACGGGUUCUAUAUCACAGGUGCUGAUUACAUUCUCAGACCCGAGGUAUUAGAGUCCAAUUUCUACGCCUGGCGUGCUACGGGGGAUACGAAGUAUCUCGAUCGCGCCGCUAGCGCCAUUGAGAGCUUCAACACGCACCUCCUGGCGUCGAAGACGGGGGGAUACGCAGGCUUAAACAAUGUCAAUAACGUUACUCAAGGGUUGAUCGAUGAUACAGAGAGCUUUUGGUUCGCUGAAGUGUUGAAGUAUUUGUAUCUAACAUUUGACGAUCCUAACCACAUCAGCUUGGAUGAAUUUGUAUUCAAUACCGAAGCUCAACCUUUUAUAGCACCGCAAGGAAAAGGUGUAUACGGAAGCGGAAGGCUCGUAAGCUACACCGAAGCUUUCAGCCCUACGUCCAUAUCUGCGCCUUCACCCAAAGUCAGUCCCAGCAAAUUUUUCCCUGAGGGUGUCAGCGACGGAUUCUGA